Closterium sp. Yama58-4 is the source of this 1002-nucleotide messenger RNA. The record is from the annotation of a GenBank genome assembly. NCBI's taxonomy places the organism in Eukaryota, Viridiplantae, Streptophyta, Zygnematophyceae, Desmidiales, Closteriaceae.
AUGACGAAGUUUCGCAUGGUGUGUAACACGCGGAAUGGGGUUACCAGUCGGGUGAUCACUACCUCUGCGACAAGCAGCAGGAGCAGCGGUACCAGCCGCAGGAACGGGAAUGCCGACACGGGAGAGAAGGGGGACGCGACGGGGAAAGGGGAAACGGCAGGGAAGGGGGCCGUGAAAGGGGAAUCAGCGGAGGGGGAGGAGGAGGUUGGGGGGGAAAGGCGGCCGCUUCGGCUGGUGGUGAUCGGGGGAGGCGCGGCGGGCGUGUUUGCCGCGAUUCGAGCCAAGGAGAUGGCCCCUAGCUUGGAGGUCAGAGUGGUGGAGAAGAGUCAACCGCUGGGGAAGACUGAGCCAGACGGCCGCAUGUUCCCUGUGUCUGACUCCUCUCAGUCAGUCAUCGAUUGCCUGCUCUCCCAAGCACACGAGCUCUCAGUGACCAUUUCUCCUGGCUGGCCUGUGGCAUCAAUCACUCACACCCCUGCAGGCCAGUUCCUCAUCUUCUCCUCAAAGAAGACGCCAACGUUUAUCAACAGCUCCUCCUCUCCCUCCUCGUCCUCUCCCUCCUCCUCUCCCCCAUCCUCCUCCCCUCUCUCCCUCAUGGCUGAUUUCGUUCUCAUCGCCACUGCAAGUUCCUUUGCCUUGUUCAAGGUCCUGCCAUUAUUGUACUUCCCUCAUCACCCCUUAUCACCCCUCUUCACCUCUCUCUUCACUCCUCCUCACCUCUUCCCACCCAUCUCAACCCCUGGGGCAUUCCAUUUCAUCAUCCCUCCGUCACUCCAUCACCCCUCUCCGCCCUUCCCCCCUUCGUCUUCCAAAAGUGACUCAGUUUCACCCCAUCUCACCCCUUCCCACCUAUCCCCAUCCCUCAUCACCCGUUCUCAUCUCCUUCCACCCUUCUACCCCUCACAGGGGCAUGACAUGGCAGCAUCCCUUGGUUACUCGAUCAUCCCUCCCUGCCCCUCACUCCUCACUUUCAACAUCCCUGAUUCUGCUCUCACUGCUUAA